Messenger RNA from Ylistrum balloti, 2345 nucleotides. RefSeq names its product polypeptide N-acetylgalactosaminyltransferase 16-like. The coding region runs from base 33 to 1679 and encodes 548 amino acids. Gene Ontology annotation, cellular component: Golgi apparatus. The transcript is spliced from 15 exons. The record is from RefSeq and is a predicted model, not a curated record. Lineage: Eukaryota; Metazoa; Mollusca; Bivalvia; Pectinida; Pectinidae.
CGAAGAAGAUAAAGAGGCAAUGCAAGUUGACCAUGAAGAAAUACCGACGUUUGUGUGCCCUUCUGAUUAUCUCAAUGAUUAUCUUGUGUGUGAUGCAUUAUUCAGGAGAUCUGCAUUUUCUUUAUAAGAUGUUCUUUAUUCCAAGACAUUGGAUCACAAGCGAUACAGAUGAAGAUGGAAAGACACACAGUGUGAGCCUUGGAACAUUUAACCCAUCCACUUACCUUCAGCCACCAUCAGUAUCAGAUCAGAAGGAUCCAUUCCUGAACCAUGCAUUCAACAUCCUCAAAAGUGAUGAUAUACCGUUUGACCGCCCGCUACCAGACAGUAGGAAUAAAAGGUGCAAGCCAAGGCCAUUUACAGACCUCCCAGCCACAUCUGUGAUUAUUGCUUAUUACAAUGAAGCAAGGUCAACUUUGCUGAGAACUGUUGUGAGUGUUUUGAGGAGAACACCACCAGAACUGAUCAAAGAGAUACUGCUGAUUGAUGACUUUAGUGAUGAUGCUGAAGUUGGUCGUUUACUUCCUGAGAUACCAAAAGUUCAAGUUUACAGGAACAAAAAACGAGAAGGCCUGAUCAGAUCACGAGUACGAGGUGCCAACUUAGCUGGGAGUGAUGUAUUGACCUUCUUGGACAGUCAUUGUGAGGUCAACAUUGGAUGGUUGGAACCCCUUCUAUUCCGGAUAGCAGAGUCACCAAAGGCUGUGGUGUGUCCUGUUCUGGAUGUGAUCAACACUUCCACAUUUGACUACGUUGCAGCCCCACACACACCUGUGGUUGUUGGAGGGUUUGAUUGGGGAUUGAACUUUAAAUGGGAACCUCCUCCUCAGUCGAUGGUGUUUAGACCAGAAGAUCCGCGCAGAACAGCUGUGAUGGCAGGAGGAGUUUUCAGUAUCAGCAGAGCCUGGUUUAACAAACUGGGAAAGUACGACACUGGAAUGAAUAUAUGGGGUGGAGAAAACUUUGAAUUGUCAUUCAAAGUCUGGAUGUGUGGAGGUCAGAUUGAAAUCGUGCCAUGCAGUCGCGUUGGUCAUGUGUUCAGGAAAAGACAUCCAUACGAAUUCCCUGAUGGUGAUACAAACACUGUUAUCAGAAACAAUCGCAGGGUGGCAGAGGUAUGGAUGGAUGAAUACAAAAAAUAUUUCUACAAAAAGAAGCCUUCAGCUAGAAUGAAGCCAUUUGGGAGGAUUUCUAAUAGGAAGAAGCUAAGAAAUCAAUUAGAGUGUCGUUCAUUUGGCUGGUACAUCAACAAUGUAUAUCCCGCACUAAAGCCACCGGUCAGUGAUGAGGUGAUGUUUGGCCGUCUUAAGCAAGGAGACCUAUGUCUCGAUGUAGACUCUGGUCAUGUACCUAUCAUCACUAUCCUGCGUCCCUGUGAUAUUGAUCGGCCAAGUCAGGAAUGGUCAUGGAAGAAAAGAGGUGACAUCACAAAUAACGGCCUUUGUCUGACAGCCCACCUGGAGACCACCCAUAACUAUGUUCUAGCUAAAUUCUGCAGCCAGGACGAGUCACAAAUUUGGGUGGCACAUCAAUCCCAGAUUGUCCACAAUCUCACUGGUCAGUGUAUAGAUGCUUAUAAGGCUGACAUAGGUCUGGUUCUAGCAGAGUGUGAUCAGAAGAACGGUCAGCAGAAAUGGACACUGCCGGUCAAAGAUCAUUUACACAGUAGAGAUUUGUAAUAUGGACACAAGAUGGACAACUUAACUGUGAUCUAUAGCUGGUUUCUUUAUCAGAUGGCACAUGUCUGUUUAGUACAUAAUGUAUGUAUAUGUCUUGCCUCUGUAGUUGAGUACUAGUGUUUCUAUGUUGAGAUACAGAUUGUUUUCGGUCAGUUUAAACUUUAAGAUUUCACUAAAAUUAAAAGCAAAAAGAUGAAUUUGUUUGGAAAACAUUAAACAGACAAUAUCGUUCUCUUUUAAUUGAAUUCUUGACAUAUCAUUUAGAUUUUUUUCUGUGUGUUCUAAGAAACAAAUGGAGAAUAUGAGCCUUUGCAAACGUUAACAAAGUGCAAUGUCAGUAAACAGAAGGAAAUCUAGCAUAGAAAAUUUCAUGAUUUUCAAAGACUUGUAAAGCAUAUGUGUCAUUUUUGUUUGAUGUCGGUAAUAUUUUUAAGUAUGUAAUUGUGUUUUUGGUAUAUCUUAUGAAUUAUGAAAAAAUUGUCAGUGGGGUCAGUAAUUGGAACAAUUUACAGUUGGUAUACACACCUUUUCAAAGAGAGAUUACAAUGUACUUUGUACAAUCUAUGUGAUUGAUUUCAAAGUAUAAUAUUAUGAUCUACUUUCAUUUUCAAGUUGUGUUAUUUUUUUAAUUCUUACUACAUUGUGUCUGUAAUUGUUUGAUAGAUA